Dendronephthya gigantea is the source of this 621-nucleotide messenger RNA. Its product is annotated as histone deacetylase complex subunit SAP18-like. The record is from RefSeq and is a predicted model, not a curated record. Lineage: Eukaryota; Metazoa; Cnidaria; Anthozoa; Malacalcyonacea; Nephtheidae. Gene Ontology annotation, cellular component: nucleus. The coding region runs from base 9 to 482 and encodes 157 amino acids. The transcript has 4 exons. Gene Ontology annotation, molecular function: transcription factor binding; transcription corepressor activity. Gene Ontology annotation, biological process: negative regulation of DNA-templated transcription.
UUUACAAUAUGGCUGACAGGGAAAGAAGAAGACGAAGUCCUAUAAAUGCAAAAUCCAAGUCAAGAUCGCGUUCGCGGUCCCCGAUUCAACGUGUACAAAUUAAAGCCGUAGAUAGAGAAAAGACAUGUCCUUUGCUGUUGAGAGUAUUCUGGACAGAUGGAAGACAUCACAGACCUGAAGAAUUUUUCAGAACUGUGCCAUCAAACGAACUACAAAUCUAUACAUGGAAAGAUGCAACCCUCAAGGAGCUUAUGACACUGAUCAAGGAGGUCAAUCCUGAUGCUAGGAAGAAAGGAACAACAUUUGAUUUCGCAACAGUCUUUCCUAACCCACGUCAACCUGGUUUCUUGCUUAAAGAACUUGGAACAACAACCGCUGGUAAAAAGAGCCCUGCAGAUACCAUCACUUUGGAAUCAAAGAAGUUUCAAAUUGGAGAUUAUAUUGAUGUGGCUGUACAGUAUCCCAGACCAAUAAGGCAUUGACAUUUGCCUGAAGAAAAAUUUUAGCUUUUAAACGUCUUUGACUAUUUGAUAUGAAUGUUCUUAUAAGGCAUGCUCACUUCUUGAAACAAUGUAUAUACAUAUUUGCUGUUGAGAUUAAUAAUAGCAUUGCUUUAAAAUA